AUGGGUUCCUCAGACGUCAUUGUAGAGAUCGACCGCUCUUCCACUGGUGGUACUUUCACCAAUUACGAUAUCAUCAAGGGUACGAUAACUCUCGUAGUAACCAACUCCAUCACACUUAACUAUAUCCAAGUCAAACUUGAAGGUGUUGCACGCACUGAGCUCAGGAUCAGAAAUGACCAUCGCAAUCGCAAUCGCAACCAAAACGAACGGUUUAUCCAGGAUGUCCAUAAGGUUUUGUACGAUGCCAUGAUAGUAUUCCCUCCAGACAAUGUUCGACAGGUGUCUAAAGCAAAGGAGUUCACCUUGACACCGGGCAACUAUACGUAUCCGUUUGAGUUCAAGAUUCCUUUAAACAACGCCUGUGUCAAACUUCUGGGGAUCACAAACAAGAUUCAGUACAACAAGAAUAGAAAUGAUUUAGUUAUCAACAACGGCAACUUCAAUAGUGAAAUUGUUAGAAACAGAGCAAACCAAUUGGUGCAGAGUUUUUCGAAUGGAAACCAAAGCAAUUCAUCAAACAACGGUGGAAACUACAAACAACUGAAUUACCAUGUAAAUACCCAGUUGCCUCCUUCUCUUAGUGGGAUCGGAGAGUUUGCCAACGUAACGUAUUUCGUAAAAGUAACGUGUAAAAGAGCGUCGUUCUUUGUGCCCAACUUACGUGCCCAUGAUCCCUUCAUAUUUCUUCCUUUGGAUAUCGACGACCAUUUCCUGAGAAUUGACAAUCACGUAUACGAGGAGUAUCGUGAAGUGUUUGUACGAAAGGAGUUGAUUUUCAAAGAUAGAAUACCCGAGAUCGUGGGAGUCAAGAUUCCACCUCAGGCAACAGAAAAGAAAAUCUUACCUAAAGCUCCCGACAUUCCACCUAAAAAACCUGGGUUUUUCCAGAAGUUCAUGGGUCUGCAACCUGGCACCUACUUACCAUCGCCGGUUCCAGUGCACAAGAAUCAGGGUCUGCAUGCAUAUUACCCUGAGAUUGAAUCGAAAGAUGUUCCAUUUUCGUUUGAAGUCAGAUUUAGAUACCCUGCUUUUUUGAUUCCGACAAAACCUCCUUCUUUCAAGCUCUAUUUAAUGUCCUUGUUGAAGCCUUCUCGAUACACCUUGACAGAAUAUGGAAGACCAGAAGAUAGUAAUGGAUUAGGUGUUGUUUAUUUGCAGAAGCUCGUUGUAGACUUGACGUCCAUCACAUUAGUCUCGGUAUUGGAGGAAGGAGGAGGCGUCUACGGCAAUGAAAUCCAUACCGGUAGUCAUGAAGAAGUGAUCAAUGUGUGCAAUAAUAGCUAUAAAAACUUGAAGUUCGACCUCAAGAAUUGCCACAAGAUGAAAACUCCCUCGUCCGUUGGCGUAGACCCUGAAGCUUCCAAUGUAUAUGAGCUUGAAAUUCCUACUAAGUACUUUGAGAAUUGCAUAUUGCCUGACCACUUGUCACCUUCUUUCAAAACAUGCAAUAUCACCAGAAAGUACAAUCUCUCUAUCACAGCUGUAUUCUCAUCCGAGAAGAUUGUAGACCACAGUAGCUCCAGAGAAUUCCAUAAGAAAACAAGAUCUGUCACUUUGGAAUGUGCCAAUAUCAAGGUUCUCAGUGGGUUGAACAUGACCAGCACAUUACAUUCCAAUGCUUCACAGCCUAGUUUACCACGUACAUCCAGCAUUUCCUCUGGCGUUCCUCCACCGGUUCCUCAUGUUGCAAAGAGACCUAGUACAGUCUCUAUUGAGAAGCCACCAUUGCACGCACGCCAAUCCUUCGAAAACUCGGAGAACUCACUUGAAGACAUCGGAAAUGGAGAAGUUGAGGGUGAGUUGCCUACUUAUGAUGACGUUGUGCGGGAGUCUUCUUACCAGGACGAUAGCGAGCAUAUCCGGGCUAGGAGAAGAUACCAGCAGCAUGAACAGUACUAUCAUAAUUUAGCGUAG
Molecule: messenger RNA, 1914 nt
Organism: Scheffersomyces stipitis CBS 6054
Lineage: Eukaryota; Fungi; Ascomycota; Pichiomycetes; Serinales; Debaryomycetaceae
Exons: 2
Coding region: 1-1914 (637 amino acids)
Source: RefSeq, a predicted model, not a curated record